UUUGGAUAGUGUAAAGGCACGGGUUAACCGAACAACAACUACAGUGCGGAUGUCCACAUAAGUACGUACGUGAAGCACGGUCGCGCUGGCAAACCUUAGACUGGAACCGGGAAACGGGAACGACGACAACGGGGUGUAUCAAAUUAUCCAAACUGACUGUGCAACAUGACUUGCGGCCUCCAGUAGUGGAGCGGAAAGGGUAAAUAUGCAAACAGAUGGGUGAAGAUAUCUGUUACCUGGUGAAGCAAACACAACGGAACAAAUCAUAUGUAUACACUUGUGGUCGCAUUCGCAUUUGCAGGGGUACUUCACGCGUACGCGACAGUUUUACACGAACCGCGCGGUAGAAGCAGCGGUGAAAAUGACCGAACGUCUUCUUCGAUAGAUAUGUACAUUACCGCCGGUAGUGAUUUGAGUGAUUCGUUUUAUAAAAAAAAAACAUGGUUCUCGCUCAGGAUAACACGGCGUAAUCUUAUGGCGGGAUUACUGUAAACCAUGCCGAGCAACGGCGGCCAUUAGUCAUCGUCUAUGAAGAGGAUAGAAACUUCGCAUCCAGAGGACGCGGUGGGGAAGAUAGACUGCUGCUAUCGUGUCGCAGCUGUCAGUGAUAUCGUUCAGUGAACAAGGCAAAAAUACGCAGAUUGAUUGCGACUUGGUGGAAUGAGGUAUCAAUUCUUACUCUAAUCAUCUGGGGGACCUGACCUUCGCGUGUGUAUGUGUAUCGCCUGCCUGCAGGUGCUGAUAUUAUUUUGAAUUGUUUUAUAUGCCAUUUUUCGACAAUAAUUCCGAAUUGAACGAGGGUGGAAUAGUCGUCAGUGGUCGGAGAAUGAGAAAGUGCGCGUUUGCGGAUUUGUCAAUGAUUAAUCGAACGGAAGUUGGCAAAUCGUGAAGUGAUAAACGGUGUUGAAUAACGGAAAAGCAUACAACUUACAGUUUUUUGCAUAGGUUCGAACGGAAGCGCAUGUAACAUUAUGGCUUUCAAUUGUACGCUAUGUGGGAUGGGCCCGAGGGCUACAAUCCUUUUCGUCGCGGUAGUGUCAAUGGCAUUCGCCGGUACAUACACCUUUUUCUCUGUUUCUGGAAUCUUAGUACACAACUGCGAUGUCGAUUUGACUAGGUCUCCAGAAGCGUACGCUAUUUACCUGUUUUACCUUCGGUCUGCAUGUGGAGAGAUCAAUCUAACACACUUGGGCUUGCCAGACCCUGGUACCGACAUCAGAAUUGACGUUCCGGACGUUGCUGCUGCCUCUCAUAGGACAUAUAUUUUCUGCAUAAUCGGAGUGGCUCUGUAUGGGCUGUGGUUUAUAACUUCCAUCAUGAUGUUAGGAACAGCUUGUACACCUUGCAUGGGCCGUGGUUGCAUUGCAGUUGGAAUCUAUCCGUAUAUCAUUGUUCUGUUUCUCGUGCUAAUAUUCAGCGUGGUUACGUUCGUCUUUUAUCUUAUUGAUUUUAUUGGAAGUUUCGACCUGGACUUCGUACUUGAUUUACUAGAAAUUGAAAACGCGGAGGCUGUUCGAUCUUAUUUCGAGCAGAUAGAGAGCAUAUAUCUAGUUGUGCCUUCGUUGCUAUUGUGGCUAACUGCUAGUUUUGGAGUUUUGUUUUGGUUUAUGUUCCUGAUUUUUGCCUUUGUGAUGCUCGGAACUGCAAGUCGCUUGUGGCAUGAAAACAAACCAGCUCCUUCCUAUAAUAACGUUACCCAAGCACCCAGAACUAUGAUAGUGGCGAAUCCUUCGACUGCUGAAAUGAGAGAAGAACCAAGGCCACCGUCCAUAAAUCUAGCGGUUACGGCCGCACGAUACGAUGAUACAUCUAGACAACUAAACGAUCAGUUACCAUACAACGAAAUUUCGCCAGUUAAUGUCAAUGUUCGGCGUACCGUAGAGCCCUUAAAGAGUGGCCACGAGCUUCCGCACGAGCAUGAAACUAAUAAUUACCCUAAUGCUCCUUCGAGCCCACUACGAACAAAUUCGAUGAUCAAUCCGUACACGGAUAAAAGAUUCACUUAUUUACCUGGUAACCCACAACCAUUCUCCUAUCUAGCUGGUCCUCCUCAAAUAAGUCCACGGAAUUCUACUAAUGUCCCAACGGAAGUACGAGGACAACUACCGUGGUCGUACUUCAGGGGUGUUCCAGACCAAGGACCAGUGCCAAGACGGGCAACGUCUACCCUUAGUGAUCACAAAGAUUUCCCCGGCGAAGAGUACAGAUCGCCAAUGACCAAACCAACAGCUCCAGACGAUCGUUCCAGUGAUGAAGGAAAGUGGAGCGGACCAGAGUAUAGGUAUUAAUCGUGCAAUAAAAAGAAGUAGAACCAAAGAUGCCAUUACCGAACUGUUAUAUCAAGUGUUAGUAUUAUUUGAUUUGUAAAUAAUUGUUAACAUGGGCUGACACUGCAGAGCAGUGUGUGCUAAUUUAAACGACCGCACUUGAGUGAAAAACGAUCGUAGCGUAAAUAAAAAGAUUAUAUAUAAUUAA
Wyeomyia smithii (pitcher-plant mosquito) is the source of this 2475-nucleotide messenger RNA. RefSeq lists its product as uncharacterized. Bases 972 to 2288 code for a protein of 438 amino acids. The transcript is spliced from 6 exons. The record is from RefSeq and is a predicted model, not a curated record. Lineage: Eukaryota; Metazoa; Arthropoda; Insecta; Diptera; Culicidae.